AUGCUGACCCCCAUCCCAACCCCCAAAAUCCAUUUCAACCCAUUUGUCACGCUCUGUCCCCGCCCACCUGGUGACGUGGUCCCAGGAUUUCUAGCCUCACCUCCCUGUUUAAAGCCUUCAUCCAUGGCUAACUUUAGUGUCGUUUACCCUGUUAACGGUAACAAGUGCUUGGUGAACAAGCGGCUGUUAACCUGGACUGUGGUUCUGUUUCUGGUGUUUAAUGUGAUAGUGACUGUUGUAUCGUCUUCCUCCACCUCUGGACACCAUCAGCCUAUUGUGUGUUGGCAGGCGGUGCUUCAGUGCCAGGCUGACCCCGACUGCCGCUAUGCCUACAGCCAGUACGCGCAAGCAUGCAGCUCCGUACUGACCGGCCGUCGACGAUCGUGCCCCAGCCACUGCGUAUCGUCGCUUGUGCAGCUGAACCUGACAGCAGGUGGGCCAGCCCUGGAGCGCUGCGACUGCGCUCGAGAUGCCACAUGCACUGAUGCCAAGCGUGCCAUCGAGCCCUGCAUGCCAAGGACCAAUGGUGCAGGUGCAGGGGGCUGCACAGAGGCACGCCGCGAGUGCGAAAACGAUGCACAGUGCGCAGAAGCUGUGCGGGACUACCUGUUGCAUUGCCGAGGCCUGCUCGGUUUCACUGGAAACGACCGCGAGGGGGCGUGCACGGACGGUUGCCGGAGGGUAAUAGCACGCAUGCGCACCAUGCCCAAAGCGCGCCCUCUGGACACAUGCGUUUGUGAUGGUGCAGAGAGGAACAUCUGUGAGUACGUGAAGGCAAGCAUGAGGACGCUGUGCUACGGACCGAGAGACGCUCUGUACGCCGGAAGUGGCUUCUUCUCAGACGAUGAGGAUGAUGAGGGGGAUUAUGUGGAGGAAGAUUAUAUUGAGGAGGAGGAGAACAUGGCGAAUGUUUGUGGAGGAAACUUUGUUUUGGUGGCCAUGGCCACAGUUUUUGGUCUUACGAGUGUACUUUGAUGGAAUCACAGGCAUACCACAAUACAAUGUUAUCACGAUACGUUGCCCAAAAUAACGAUGAUGUCAAGAUACUGUGAUGCUGCGAUACUCGCAAUAUAUCGCAACUCAAUUCCCUGUGAUGUAUCAUGGCAUCUAUGUAACUGAAGAGGAUAAAGUACUUCUAAACCAAUAUUCUUUACUGCAAGUUUUCCUCAAUACAUUAGAGGAAAACUAUACACUUUAUACAUACAUUACAUUAGCGCCUUCCUGUAGAGUAAUGAAGCAGUAACUUUAGUAAGCCAAAUUGGGGAGCAAGUCUUAGGGAGUAUAGAACACCUUUGUUUCAAUACAAAUAUUGACAUUUGAAGCCAAACACAAACUAUACAAUUUAUUACAAUAUUGAUAUUGUGUCCAUCCCCUAACCAGUAUAGCUCUUGCUCAGCAUAAAUAAUGUUUUCGAUUGAUUUUCAUGGUUUAGCCGGUCUACUAGAAUGAACAACCUCACCAAGUGAGAUAACCAGUAUGACCAAGUUGGUUCACUAGUCUGAACAGCAUGACUAAGCAGGUUGACCAGCACAACUAAGACCAGCAUGAGCAGUUACACCACAAUGAUUGUCCAUUAUUACCGCUAAGGCAAAGCAUCACCAAAAUAAAAUGCAAUAAAAUGAAAUACACUGUGCUGGUCAGGAUCUGGAUAACCAUCUAGCUAACCACCAUACAAAAAGUAUUCUCCUGUGUGACCAGCUUUCAAACCACUUUGAAAAAUUAUUGAUCUACUGUAACAAUCAAAGAUGAACUUAGACCACAUAAAAGCAGCAUAAUGGGGAAGUUUGAGAUAUGAUUAGACUCUGUGGGUCUGAUUAUGUUACAGUAAUGUGGUCUAAAUAAGGGUCUCAUUUUUUGACUGCUUUGACUGAACAUCCAUCCGAAACUAGUUGUAAAAGAAUUGAUGCUGUAGUAGUUAAGAAUGCACAACUUGCUUUGCCAAUACUCUUUAAAAAAAUAAAUGUGCCAAGAAGUGUUUUCUGAGUGAUGCAGUUCCUUAACUAAAAAGUAUUUGAAAACUCACCUGUCUCCUUAGAUACUGGUGAAUUUGAACCACUGGACCAUUAAGAGCUUGCUGUAAUUUGAUUACCUGGGAAACAAUUAUUUUUGUAAGACUACUGACCCCCAACUAGAUGUUAAGCAGAUCAGUAUGUUAACACAUGCAAACCUGAAGCUGACUUAAAUGUUGUCCUUGGAAAAUAUUUGUUCUGCAAAUACUAUUGUAAAAUAUGUUGUUUUUGAGAAAAUAUGUGGGAUACUUCAGGACCUGGACUGAAAAUCUUGUGUAGAAUAAUGGAAUACAUGCACCACCAGAUAUUUAAAUUAUUAUGACUGAGAUAACUGACUGAGAAUAUUGUUUUAUAUACGAUGAAAUGGAAAUGGAAGUCUAUUUUUGUAUGGCAUGAAGGACAAUAAGGACACAAGGUUGCUAUGAAUGAUGUUCUUGUGAUAUAAUGUGCAAAUGUUAUUUUUAAAGAAUGAAAUAUAGUAAUGUGGUGUAAA
This is a messenger RNA of Astyanax mexicanus (Mexican tetra), 2502 nucleotides long. It is a transcript of the gene gas1b, whose product is annotated as growth arrest-specific 1b. The transcript is spliced from 2 exons. Gene Ontology annotation, biological process: regulation of cell cycle. Lineage: Eukaryota; Metazoa; Chordata; Actinopteri; Characiformes; Acestrorhamphidae. The record is from RefSeq and is a predicted model, not a curated record. The coding region runs from base 1 to 975 and encodes 324 amino acids.